This is a messenger RNA of Osmia bicornis bicornis, 2063 nucleotides long. RefSeq lists its product as uncharacterized. The record is from RefSeq and is a predicted model, not a curated record. The coding region runs from base 94 to 1998 and encodes 634 amino acids. Gene Ontology annotation, molecular function: zinc ion binding; nucleic acid binding. NCBI's taxonomy places the organism in Eukaryota, Metazoa, Arthropoda, Insecta, Hymenoptera, Megachilidae. The transcript has 5 exons.
UAUUAAACAGAGAACUCGUCUUCCAUCAGAAGAAAAUUCAAACGAAACAUAGACGACAGAAAUAGAAACACCGUUGAUUGCAGAAAUAAAGAGAUGGCAGAAAAAAAUACAAAAGGAAGUAGAGCUCGUGACGUCAUGACGCUCCUAGUCUUCUACAAGACUUGUAAGGAGAUAUUUCAAUUGGACGCGCUACAUCCAAAUGAAAAGGUCACGAUAACGACCGACGGCCGCAUCAUAUUUUUAACGACAGAUAGCGGAGCUGUUUAUAAAUUGGACGGGCUCACCUUGAGCGACGUAGAAUAUCGCGUAAUUAACGAGGCUAUCGAGAAAGCCGAAUCCGGCGGUUUCUCACUCGUGAUGCAUGAGUCUAAAAACCAGUUAGAAAAGUGUUUAAAGGAAAUAACAAAGGAGAAUACGAUAUCUAAAACCAACAUGGUCAGUGAUAGAAGCCAAAACGACAGACAGACCGCUGCUGAGACAACGAGUGAUUCAUCUGGACCAGGUGAAAAACGAAGCGAGGGCUCAGACUUAACCAAUUUUAGUGAAAAUAUUGCUGAAAUGGUAACCGCUGUGACAGAAUUGUGCAAAACGACAAAUAGCACAGUGACGACGGCUAUGCACAGUAUUAACAGCAUGCGCAUGAAUUUUGAAAAAGAAACAAAACUCAUGCGGUCGCAGAUUCGAGAAAUGGGACAAACUUUGGCUUCCUCUCAAGUUAUUGAGGAAGGAAACGAUGAAGACCUCGAGUUGCCGGAAACUAGUGAAAAUGCCAAUCAGACUGAACACUUGCCAAAUACAUCUCAAUUAGGAAAUAUUCCUAGAAAUGACUUAACUUCGAUAUUAACGGACGUAAUUAGAAAUCUUGGAUCUUCAAAUUUGAACAGCUCCAACCAAACAAAUCCGGUGGCCAAAGAACUCAAAGAAACGAUUAAACUUGAACUAAUAAGCAAAGACUCAGGGACGAAACGUGACUACAAACUCACGACACAGAUGAAAUUUGAACAUUUCUUUGAUUAUUUCUCGUCCGAACUUAGAGAGAAAGACUUGUUAUAUGUAAUUGAUUCUAGUGAAAUGCCAAACUCAAAAUUAGAUGACGUGACUAAAGAAAAACAUAAAUUUAAAGUUAGAGAUAUCUUAAUCAAUCGUUUAGAUAAUAAUUAUCAUUCUAAAAUCCUUAAUAUUAAAAACCCCGUUGAGUUAUUAAAUAAAAUCAAAGAAAUAAAACGAUCCGAAAUAAACGUAACCUCCGGAAGCAUUCGCAAACAACUUUAUAACAUACAAUAUAAUCCGCAAAAAGAAAAAGCCACAGAAUUUUGGGAUAAAUUUGAAGAACUAAUUAGAAGUUAUGAGAAUUCGACCGAAACUGCACGAUUGACUGAUGGUGAGAUACGCGAUGCCUUUUAUAAUGCCAUCAUGACAGCAGUUCCACAGGUACAAGCAAUAGAUUUUAUGACGAGAAAUACGACGGGUAAAGGCUUGACUUACGAGCAACUUAAAAUGUAUAUAAUGCAAACGGAAGCAAAUAAAAUGACUACAAUGACAAACACGGGUACAGCCUUGAAUGCUCGUAAACUAGACACAAAAGAACGGUGUUUUAAUUGCGACGAUUUUGGACAUAUCAGCCGUAAUUGCCCCAGAAAAGGGACAGGACUAAAGAAAUGUUUCGAAUGUAACGAGUUCGUGACCCAUAAAGCAUUUGAGUGUCCACUACGGAUAGAAAAACUACGACGGGACGGACCCUUACUGACUAAAGACAGCAAUUAUAGACGCGGCAACUCGAGACUUCUUCAAAGAGGUUGCUUUAACAAUAAAAGAGGUUUAAAGCGAAAAGGUCAUGAGUAUGAUCGAGAAAAUGAGUCUAAACGCCCCAGAUUCCCCUACAAACGAGGCAAAUUCGGCCAGAAUAGGGGAGGUAGGAACGAAAAGCGCCCAAAGUAUCUACAACAGAAAGGUAACUGUGAAGUUUCCGCGAAAGACAAAGCCAACAAAUCUGCGUAGACCUACGUUAAUCAAUCAGACACACGAAGAGAAACAUACAAAUAACAGAUAUAAUUAAGAGAGAG